Xenopus laevis (African clawed frog) is the source of this 1641-nucleotide messenger RNA. RefSeq names its product beta-1,3-galactosyltransferase 9. The record is from RefSeq and is a predicted model, not a curated record. The transcript is spliced from 2 exons. Bases 1 to 1119 code for a protein of 372 amino acids. NCBI's taxonomy places the organism in Eukaryota, Metazoa, Chordata, Amphibia, Anura, Pipidae.
AUGCAGGUGGCAUCUUGCAGGCUCCGCACCCACCAAUGGUGCUUCAUCCUGUUCAACAUUGUGCUGUUCCACGCUUUGCUCUUCGGAGCAGACUUUAUGGAGGAAUACUUGAUGCAGUCUGUGCCCGUGUCUUACACAGACGGAAAGUUCCUUGAGAUCAGGGAGCAAGCAAGGAACCUGAACAUGCAACUUCUGAAGAACAAUAUCUCUGAGAACUAUGUAAUUAGGGAGGAAGGCCUUUGUUCUGGUCGGGACGUCUUUCUGCUGAUGGUUGUUUUUAGCAGUCCAGAAAACAAGACAAGGCGGGAGACAAUCCAAUACACUUGGGGUAACAUGACCAAUUACAAAGACCUUGUGGUGGUACAUUUGUUUGCUUUGGGAAGGUCACUCUCAGAAGAAACUCAAUUAGAGCUCCUCAAUGAAUCACAGGUCCAUAAGGAUAUAGUGGAAGCACGCUUCUUGGAUACCUAUGAAAACAGAACGCUGAAAGUCAUCAUGUCCAUGGAGUGGAUUGUCACCUUCUGUCCCAAAGCAAAAUUUGUACUAAAAGUCGACCAAGAGGCGUUUGUGAACAUGGAAAGCCUGGUUGAUUAUCUGAGUUACCUGCUGACCUCAGAGACACAUUCAGAAGACGUAUACAUUGGAAGAGUCAUCCAUCAGGGUGUUCCAGAAAGAGAAUCAAAGAGUCUUGAUUUUGUCCCCAUAUCUUCCUAUCCAGAUGCCUUCUACCCUGAUUACUGCAGUGGGACCGCCUUGGUUAUUUCUCAGAAUGUAGCAAGGAAUCUUUAUCUGGUCUCCAAAGACAUCACUCCGCUACUGCCGGCAGAUGUCUUCCUCGGGAUCUGUGCUCGGAAAGCAGGGGCUGUUCCCGUUCACAGCUCCCGCUUCUCCGGCCCCAAACACAUCAUGUAUAACCGAUGUUGUUACAGGUUCAUCUUCUCUUCUUCUUCAGUGGGAGAAGAGGAACUCUCUUUUCUCUGGAAGGACAUGACCAACAGCAAGGAGUGUUCCGUCCUUGAAACAUAUUACGGCCUGGUGUCCUGCAAAGUCAAGAUGUAUUUGGGUGAAUUAAAGUACUUUAAUAUAGGUAAAAUAAAGCAAGGGGCGCUAAAUGUUUAAGAUGCUCACUUCGGAAACAAUACACAAUAGAGCGUCCGGAAAGGCCACAAGGAGCCAAUGAAGGAAGAAAUAGACUUUGCAACACCAUUGCUGACUGAUUUGCAACCCAGACAUCUCAGAAAUGAAGAUCCAAACUGGUGGGUCCAAGGAACAUGAGUGUUUAUAAGUAAAUGACCUGUUGAUUUGCCCUACUGCCCAAGAAAAGCUGGCCUGUUGGUAGACAUAUCAGAAGCGGAGUUUCCCGUUCCUACAUUAUAUUUUGUGUGGCGUGAAUCUAAAGAAGUGCUUUUCAUAUUUUGGGACAGUAAAUCUCAUCUUCUGAUGCACAAGGUUAUUUGACUAAUAAAAUAUAUAUUGGUUUUAUUUGCUUGUGUUCUCCAAUACACAUCUCUGUUCAAACAAGGGGGAAAACUUUUUGAAAUGUUGGUUUAAUGUCACCAUUAAAAUACCAAUAUACAGAGAAGGAAUACUCUGGGCACACAAUAAGCUAUACCCUCAUAUUGUACUGUCUAAGGGAAUCAA